UUGGGGGGUCGUACGGUACGUUUUGGCCCCCUUCGACCUUGGAUCCUCACACGGAACAACAGCCAAAAGCUUGAGGAAACUACGGAGGCUACCGCUACAAGCAACCUCCCAGCAAAACCCAACUAAAGGAGAAAGAGUGCAGCGGCGCUCCACAGACAGGCUACUCUUUGGUGACAGACGACAAGGCUAAUUAAUUCCCCGGUAGCGUACCGGUAAGCUAGCCAGGAGUGUACACGCUCGAUUGCUUGGGAUUCGAUGCCAUCGAAAGAAUUUGGGUUUUCUGUGGAGCGUGGAUCCGCCAAAGUGUGUAGGAUACGGAAAUUUUCAUACUCGGAGAACACAAAUUCCUUGACGAAUCGAAUCGCCGUCAAUCUCUCUUUAUGGAUUGAUUGAUUGAUUGAUUGAUUUGCUUCACAUCGAUGAUCGAAACACGUUGAGGAAGAAAACAAGAAUAGACAAAUUUCCUGACAGCUGUUGGGCGUUGCUGAAGUCAAGGGAAAAUACUAGAAGAAAGAUUUCAGGAGUUGGCUUUUUGCCUGUGCUCCUAAGACAGUCGUCGUUGUGAGAGUGCGUGGUUGCAGAUUCUUACCAUGGAGACUACCACAACCAAAUACCAGCUGACUAUUGGUCGAUACAAGUUCAGCUACUCUGAUGGAAAGGUGCCGUUGGAAACCAAAGUGGUGGUAGCGGACAGCAGUGUGCCUUUCCCCGGUCUGGACACCACUGCACGCUAUUCGAAGUUUGACAUGGUGCGCCCAAAGUUUUGGGAGGAAAAGAUCGAUGGGGUCUCCUAUCCAACCGCUUUUAUGGAUGAUGUUCGAAGUCUGGUGGGAAAAGUUUGCAUCUAUGACGGUGAACAUGUCGACUUAGUUGUUGAGGCUGCCAACAAGGCCCAGAUGACCGCUUUAAUUGUGGUAAAGCCUGUCUCGGUACAACCAACGCUUCCGGUGUUUCAUUUGGACAAAGAUUUGGUUGACCUGGUGCUUGCAUGGGGAGAGGGAGCCAAGGUGAUUGUGCAGCCAGCAGCAAUUGUUCCGGAAGCUUCUGACCCCGAAGAAGAGUCCAGCCCAAAUCCUUCCCCAAAAGGCUGCGAUGAGUUGGCAUUUGGGCAAUCCGCGAACUCAACACAGGGUAGUGGAGCUGGUGACGACACGACAAACAAGCACGGAACCAAGAGAUUGUACAGUGAGGCUGCAAAAGCAUCGGGGGAACCGCCAUACAUCCAAAUGGGCCAGACCAAUCAAGUCGAGCUAUCGCAUUCAAAGGCGCAAAAGACUGGAACUGGAUCGCCGAUCAAGAAAACACGUUCAUCUGAGGAUAAGGAUGAAGAGGAGGAUGACGAAGCCAUGUCGUCAUCUGAAGAAGAGGACGACAGUGAUGAAGCCCCAGAGAAAAACAAAAAGGGUUUCGUGGAAACCGCGUGGAACAAGGUGACAAAUGUACUGGGUAUCACUUACGAUGAUGAGCUCUUGACGAAUAGUGCCAAAUGGAAUGCGAGUGAGAAAUACAGUGGUUAUCAGGAGGCUAUGAAACUUCUUGAUGGUAUGGAGCCUGAUGGCGGCCAGGCAAAGGCUUUCGUUAAGCGCAUGCCACAAUUCCUCGGUAUUAGGGCCGGUGGCAAUAGACUCGUGAAGUUGGCAUUUGCCUGUCGGCUCUGGAUGGUUGUAAAAUGUCAAGGGAGAGAAGAGCUGUUGCGAAACAUCCUACGUGUCAUUCGUGAUUUCGAUUUUGCAAAGCGAAAAGCCGAUGUCACCAUGGAGAAAUAUUUUCGCGAAGACCAUGAGAAACCUCAUGGGGUUUUCCGUCUAUUUUUUGUUGAGUUGGUAAAACAGCCAGACCUUCGAAAGCUUGAGUUCAGCUCAAAGCUGUGGACCAAUAUUCUCUGGCUCUGGUUGAAGUGCGGUUUGCUGAAAUCUCCUAUUGACUGGGAGAGCUGGUCGCGUCUUCGGUACAGUCUAGGUCCCAAUUUUUGGAAGCAACACAAGAAUCAGCUUACAGAGGUCCUGAAACCAGCUCGGUAUCACACUUUGGUUCUGUUUUUGGAGGCCCGUCCUGGUGCAAUCAAGGAAAUGCACGCCGCCAUCCUGGAGCUCAAAGAAACUCGAUUCUUGCGAGUUGAAAUUGCGAUUUCCGAGAUGUUGAAGGAUUGUGGCUGCCGCAUCAUUAGCACGAACAGCUCUGAUGUGACUGAAGAACUGUGCACUCUGCUAGAAGCGCUAUUGCAGCUGUGCUUUCUCAAUCACGACGCGAAAAGGGUUCGUGGGGAGAUCAUAUCUUCCUUGGUGUCCCACUCCAAUUUCCAAAACAAUGGACAUUUCAGCAAGUACAAUUCAAUCGUGGAAGGAGUGGAAAGGCUUGAUGACCGACAAAUCGAAAAUUCUGUGCGAUAUCAUAUCAGACGGAGCUUAAUUGACGAUCUCAAGAGAACAAACAAGCGGCCAUGGGCAAGGGACAUCGAGCAGCUACUCGAUUAUCCUUGGGCAAUGCAUUACCUGGGUGAUAAGUCGGGUUUGGAGGAACUUGUGACUUUCAUGCAGGAGGCACUCGAGCUGAGAAGCACUCCCUUGCUCGACAAACUCGUGCUGCUGGACACUCUUCAAAACUUUGCGGGCGAAACCCGUCUCUUGGGCACUCGAGCCCUGGCGACGUUUCAGAAGUCACUCCGCCUGCACUCGAGGCGCGACAUUGUCGAACAAACAUGUAACGUAUUGGAGGGUGGCUUCAUGCAAGACUCCUCUCAAGGUUUUGAAAACGUUAUUUCGACCUUGAUAGUUGACGCGGUUACCAACGAGACCGGGGCCAUCUUUCAGGAUUUGGCCACGUUUCAGGAUGCCAUCGGUCGCAUUGAGAAAGUUCGCGACAAUGGCUUUGCUCGCUAUUUUGCAGCCGGUCUGACACAAGCCCUAGUAAGCGCGUGUGAUUCCAUGGAAUCCGCUUCGCUUGUGUUCCUGCGCCUAAUCGAGCGCGGCAAUGAAAUGCAAUCUUUGAGCCUGGCGUCAAGGCUAUUCUGUGAGAGCUUUCCCAGCUGGCAGCCGCACUCUCUUGACGAAGUCGCGCUGGAAAACAAGCGAGCUUGGGAACUGAUCUUUCAAUGCUUUGCCGUGGUGGACACACACAGAGGUCGUGCGCCAGACGUCGUCGAUCGUGUGUUUUGUUGCAAGGACAGCUUAGUGAAAGUCUUUGAAGAUUGGACGGGCGACUUCAGGUCUCGGCAGAUUACCCUUGCUGGGCUCGACACAGGGCUUGCAUGCAGUAAGCUCGAGACAUGGUCAUUGAUUUCUCGCCACCUCAAAUUGGAAAUGCCCGAUUCUGCAGAAAUUAGGGAGAUGGUCGAACAAGGGGAACGUCUUGUCGAGUCAAUUCGCAACGUAUUGGUAGCGCCCGUGGAAUGGGGGCGAUCGCUGCGAGAUCUUUUUGUCGCUUAUGACUGUCACACAGAAAACGAUCACACCUGUGCGGCUCUCUUUGGAACAUUUUCUCAAUUCGUCGAGACCAGACCGCCAUUACACGAUAGCCAGUUGUCUCCCCAUGAUGAGAGGCUGCGUGAAAUACAGUUGCAGGCCUUGAAGAGUCACAAAGAUGCAGCUGAAGGGUUCUCCCAAGGCUGCAUGAAUGCGCUACGCAUCUGCGCACACUUUUCGCGACAUCGUUCUGUUUUGUUUCAGCAGAGAUUCUCGCGCAUCGCUCAAGGCGGAUGUGGUGGAGUGAAUGAUCUUCGUCGUUGCGUCGAGCAGGCCGUUGGCGGUAUCUUGGGUUUGUUCAGCGAAGAAGCUUCCUUCAGUGAUGUGAGACUUGCGAUUGUUGAAUUGGAAAGUCAUACUGUCACCGUCCAACAAGAAGUGUCAAAUAUAGCCGGGUGUGAAGCCCUGAAGUUUGAUGAUGUGAUGUGCGAUCGCUUCCUCCUAUCUGCGUUGGUUUGUCGAUUGACUAGGCCCCUUGCAGAUUUCGUUUCCUUUUGUACACAAUUCGGCUUCGAAGUUGAGACUGACGAAUGCUUCGACGUGAUCAAAGAUACAAUUGAAGAGAUCCAAGGACAAGAUCAGAUCGGGGGGUCGCGAAGCCAAUGCGAACGGCUCUACAAGCAUUUGGUUAUGACUGACAACAAAACUGCGCCCAUCACCCACGACCUUGCAGACCUGGAACGGUAUAUCCCGCUGCUCAAACUGUUUAGCUGUCUCCGCCGACAUCACGAAAUUUGGAGCCUUGCAGCGGAGAAGCAAUGGUUUGGUUCAGAAGGCCUCGGUAACUUCCUUAGAGAGUUGGAUCAUCUGUCGAACACACAUAUGGAUUCUUACAACACGACAGUUCUCGAAGUGAUCGAACCUUUGAUUCGGAUCAUCUCAAUUAUUGGAGACCACAGAAAGCAAUCCAAGGUAACGGCGUUGUUCAACUCGCUUGUCUCGAAUCAACACGUCCAGGAAUGGUUGCGUGAUGGUCGCUUCAAACAAUUCAAUGUUGUCCAACAGAACCUGGGGCAAGUUCGUCGAUGGUUCUGUGAAGAAGAAAAUGAAAUCCAUGGAUAUUAUCGUGUUUUUCAGGAGAUCUCAGGUGGCAGGUACUUCAUUUCGCUCCAUGAGAAAGAACUUGGCAUAGAGUACAAGGGAAAGGAUGGGAUUGUUGCAGAUAUGAGCGGUAACGAAAUCGAAGCCCUUCUCGGGCAGCUGAGUAAUAUUCAACAUGAUGACAGCAUCAUUGCCGCGGCAAUCGACUGUUUCGCCGAGCAACAUGCGAUCAUUGAACAAGCCGCUGCGUUCGUCCUCAAAAUGGAGUCCUCAGGCUUCCGCGACUCUGGAAUUGAGGACUUCACGUGUCAAGUCGGGGAACAGCACAUGGAAGACGCACGCACACUUCACCAAGCAUGCAGACAGAGGUCUGAUGUUUGCACCAAUUGGUUGCAGGAGACCCGACGGUACCACCCACUCUCACUAUUGUUCUGGGAUGAGGAGUUGAAGGAGCUUCAUAAGCAACUGUCACUGGAGGAUGAUGCGGGCCUUAGCAUGGCUGUUCACACGCUAUCCCGGCUGCUUCCGUCUCAAAAUGUUUCACAAGUAGACAUGGACAACCUUGGGGCCAUUGUUUCUGGCCGAUCUAUGAGGGCGGCGUCUGAAUCCUGGCUUCUGGAGGUGUCCAGGUUCAUUGAGGAUAUCCACAAAGCCCUUGGGGAGCCCCAACGACUCUCCGUUGAGGGUGUUGAGCGAGAGCUCGUUGUGCACAGUCUGUCUUGUGAUAAAGACCUCCGAGACGAAGUCUUAUUGGGUGUCUUGCAAUCGAUCUAUAAGAAUCGUCUCCCUGGUGACGCGGAAAUCCUGGACGGGCAUUCACCUUCAUUCGAAGAAAGGCUGCCAUUGUUUUUGGAGAGGGCCAAGGAGUUUCCUUCAUGCACGUUUACUAUUCUCGUUCCUGAGCAAGUCAAGAAAAAGGGGCCUUUAGCCAAAAUUCGUUCCUUCUUUUCAAGCAAGGCAGCAGCGUCAGGGAACCUUCGCUUUCACUGUGUGCAGUUUGAGUCCCUACUGGCACCAGCAUCGCCCUUCUACGUUCAUCGUGUUUGGUCAAACGAGAGUCGUGACAGCAUGACACCAACAUUGAACCUUACUUGGAAGCAUCAAGUUGUUGGCAACAACACUGCUGUGGUUGAAGCGACAGUGGUGGUAAGCGAUUUUUGCUGCGCAGGGAAAACAAGAUACAUUCGGGAUGAACAACAAAGACUGUCAGGAUCUUCGGAUGGCUCAAUUGAGACUGGGACCAUCACAGUCCAUGAAAAGAGCAAUGCGGAUACAUUGAUUGCAUCUCUCGCCUCCAAGUUUUCACACGUAGAUGGCCACAAGUUGUUGCAUGUUUCAGUCCUAGCAAUACCAGUGGAAUCUGACUCGAGAGCCCUGUGGUUCCAGCAGUUACGAAAGUUCUUCUUUCAAUUCUUGGUUCUCGGAGUCCUGCACUAUUCUGACUCGAAAUCGCACUACUCGUUUUACGUUGGGCGAGGAAGAUGGAGACUCCAUGUCGAGCUACCAUCGAGUGAAGUCAGAUCGGACAAUGGCGAGGAAUGGCUUCGGAGGAACAUUCCGCUACUGAGCUUGGUAUGUCAGAUCAAAAGCCCAACAAAUCAGUUCCUGAUCGACAAUGAUGCGAGAAACGUCUGUAAAUACUUGCGCGCAUGCGAAGAUGGUUCGAUAGACGAUGUCUUCGAUCCCGAAACGAACAAGCAGGUCAUUUUUGUCAUCGAUCAGUCCGAAAGCAUGGAGUAUGAAGUAUCGCAAAACAAAACUCAACUAAGUGCAGCCAUUGACUAUGCUUUGAUGAUGUUUGACAGCCACGCUCAAGUUGGCGACCAUGUGGGUGUUACAAUGUUUAAUCAUCAACACAAACAUGCUGUUCCCACCGUUCCCAUUCGAGAUGAGGCCCAUAAAGGACAGCUGCGGGAACAAAUAAACGGAACUCGAAACGACAUUCCAUUGGGUGGGGGGACCCAUAUGUUCUCAGCACUGAGCUCUGUGAUUGAGCGUGUUGAACGAGGAGAACCUGUUCCAACUUGGAUUGUCUGCCUCACAGAUGGAGACUCAGAUGACACAGAAGAACCGCUAAGGCAGCAACUUCAGCAGUCUCGGCGCAAUCUCCAUUUGGUCGUUGUUGGCGUAAACCUGUUCCCUGACUACGAGCAGAGGAUGCGUCUUUUGUGUCAAAAGUACUCAAACAGGCGAUCGAAGGGGUUCUACGUUGGGUCGAAUUCUACCCUGGAUUCCAUGGAGGCGGCAUUCAAGCGAGUACAACAAGGCAUUCCAGUCUCUCAAACGUUUGACCUUCUUGGAGAGCCAACAGACGACGAAUGCCGUGCCUUGAUUGAGCUGUACGCGCCCAAGAAUCUGAACAUGCUGACAUUGAAUUUCUGGGUUAAAUUCUUGCACCGACGGAUCACCGUGAUGAACAAGAAUGAGUCCUUCAACUUCAACCAAACAAAAGUUGGCCUUGGCGGCACUUUGAUGAAACUUAUGUUUGACGAGGUGAAGAGGCUUCUCGAAUCAGACCAACAGAAGGAUUGGCUAGAAACCAACUACUCUCAGUUGAUCUACGACUUCUCGGAUCCUGAGAAUCCUCAGUUCAGGUUGUUGUGUACUUCGCCAAAUUCAAUGCCCGAAGCACUCAAACGGGAGUAUGAGCGGCUCGAGUUACCGGGGUUCACUGUCCCAAAGGAGCGAGACCUUGCUAAGCGGACAACUCUCGAUAGACUCAUCUCUCAGGCCAUGGGGAUUCCUCUCGAUGGUGUCCCAGGUCAAGAGCGCCUUCGAUGCAUAGAUGACAGCGGCUUUAUAUUGACAAGGGAUUUUGGCGUCAAGCUUCUUAACAUUCAUGAGCGAGUCGCAGCGGGUGUUCCUUGUAUCAUGGAGGGUGAAUCGGGUGUGAGCAAAACAGCGUUGUCAAAAGAGUAUUCCAUCCUGGUGAACUCGGCACUAACAGCAGAAGCAAGCAGAUCCACUGCUGCCAGUUUGAAGGCCAUUGAAGAAGAGGCAAUAUCCAAUGGAUAUUCCAUGGGUGAUGGGCCUUCCCCUGAAGCUCGGCUUGCAGGCGCUCUGGAACAGUCGCGGGGUAUGGCGGAGAGAACACAACUGUCAAACUGGCUGCAUGCUAAGAUCAAGGCUGUAUGUGGUGACCGGUCCGCAAUAUUCCAACCAAUGCCACAAGAGCUGGACAACAAUGAGUUGAAGACGGUGGUAGAACUGGUGCAGUGGCUAGCCUCUUCAAAUCUCAACUCGUUCUUCUUCGAAAUCAACAUUCACAGCUCCAUGGAAGAGUCAGAUAUUGUGGCCCGCUUUGAACCCGUUCGGCGUCUUGCGCGCAAGAUCCCAGAAGUCCCAAUUGUGGUGUUUCUGGAUGAGGUCAACACAGCCUCCAUGAUGGGUCUUUUCAAGGAGAUCAUAGUUGACUGCAGCCUUCAGGGCGACAGGUUGGAGACAAACAUCAUCACCAUUGCUGCGUGUAAUCCUGCCAGAUCCAAUCUCAUGAUAGAAACAAACAAUGCCAGGGAAGUAGACAUGGGUCGAACAUGGUGCAGUGGCCACUACCAAGUGUCUCCAUUGCCAACCUCGAUGUCUGCCUUGAAAUGGUGCUUUGGGGCACUAAGUAAAACCCAAGAAAGAGAAUUCAUCUUUCGAAGAUUGCGGGGUCUUGGGAGUGUUCCACUUCGCCUGCAGAUGACACUAACAGAAGUCAUUUCAUUGUCUCAAGAGGCAAUGCGUGAAUUCGCUUCCAAGGACAUUAAAAGAACUCUCCGUCGAACGGGGAAAUACUCCGAUGCUGAAAUCGAGGAUGAAGCCAAGACUCGGUCACAGUCGGUGGUAUCCUUGAGGGAUAUCCAAAGGGUGUUCUCCCUAUAUGACUUCUUUUUUACUGACUUCCCAAUGACUGAAGCGAUUGCAGGUUCCAAGAAAGAACGGAGUGCGAUGCUUCUUGCUGUCGCAGUGGUUUAUUUACUCCGGUUGGAUAGUGCUAGUCGCACAGAUUACCUUGAACGACUCAAGAAUCUAGCUGGGGAGCAGAAUGAGAUGCUUCACUUGGACGAUAUCCUCAGUGAAACAUUGGAAGAUGUCACAAAACAUACCAACAUCAAGGAUGGGGUUGCCAGAACUCGGGGAUUGCAAGAGAGCCUUUUCAUGACGUUAUGUUGCACUAUGUCAGGCACACCCUUGCUUGUUGUUGGCCCUCCUGGGUGUUCAAAGACAUUAUCAGUCAAUGCUGUCGGCGACAAUGCUCAAGGGGAAGAAAGCUUAAGCCCCUUGUUCAAACGUUUCCCAAGGCUUUCCUAUUUCAACUAUCAGUGCUCCAAACUAUCAACAAGCACAGAAGUUGAAGGGGUGUUUGGCAAGGCAACUCGAAGGCAGACGAUGGUAGACCGCAAGACCAACAUAUGCGUUGUGUUUCUGGACGAAGCUGGGCUUCCAGAAGAGCGACGGGAAUCCUUGAAGGUGCUUCACUACCUGCUUGAGUCUCACAUGUCUGUUAAUGGGGCUGUUUCGUUUGUGUCCAUCUCAAACCAUGUCCUUGAUGCAGCCAAAAGCAACCGCUGCGCUAUGCUCUUUCGAGAGGAACCUGAUGAUGAAGAAAUGCUCACCAUGACCAAAGGAGUUCUUUACGGCUCUAACAUGGAUGGAUCUCUGAUCCACAACGUUGAUCUGGACGGAAGCCUCACUGAAGCUCACGAGUUUGGGCUUGGGCUCUGCCGAUCCUACUCAGCAAUGCGGAAUAUCCAGGGUCUUGAUACCUUUUUUGGACUUCGUGACUACAUUUAUUUCUUGAAGUAUCUUCGCACACAAUCCUCUGUUAGGGGAGGGAAGCUGGUUUUGACUAUUGGCGGCAUCAUGUCCUCACUCUCCCGAAACUUCAACGGUGUGGAAUUGGAAAAGUGGAAGCAUGUUGCAUUUGAAAGCUUGCGGCAUGUUGUUCAACACAGUGAAAGUGUUCUGUCUGAUUUUCUCGACAAGCAAGCUCCAUGCCCAAUGCGUGUGAUCCAUGAUGUGCUGUCGCCAGAUGAAUUGUGCCUAAAUUCAGCUUCCAGGGGUCGGUUCAAGCUCAUUAUCGACUGUAGCGAGGACGAUUCAAUUAUGCGGCUACUGAGUUCUGCUGGCUUGUUGGACCUAUCCAAGAAGACACUGUUCAAAAUAUCGAGCUUGCCUGAUGAAAAGGAAUCUGAGAAGCUCCGGGUGAUAUCUGGUGUGAAAUUUGCAGCUAUGCAAGGCCACACAGUGCUCUUGAGCAAUACAGAGUCAAUUGACGAAAGUUUCUAUGACUUGCAGAACCAGAAUUUCCGGGAGAUUGAAAAUCUUGAUGGUUCUGUGUCUCUGUAUGCCAACAUUGCCAUGGGAGGAGUGUCUCGAAGGUGUCAGGUGCAUCCAUCAUUCAGCUGCAUUGUCCACGUGCGUGCUGGCCUGUUGGAUCAGACACCGGCUCCCUUUCUAAACAGAUUUGAAAAAUACCGUCUGGACAUCAGUGAUUUCGUCAGUGCAGGCUGGGCUUCUCUCGGAAAACUUGAGGGAAUCCUCCAGAGGUCUCGCCAGAGGGCCGCACAACUUGUGGGGCUCUUGGGCAAACAUGGACUCGUUGGAUUUAACAAUCGAACAUUGGACAGUGCAUAUGCCGGCCUAUUGCCAGCUUGGACUUUCAGCAAUUUGCACAAGACUGAACACCCACCCCUUGUUUUCAAUACGGAAAGCUCCUUCAUAGGUAGCUUGACCACAUUUAUUGGACAUGUCACGACAAUGGGCUCCAUCCAGGAACGAGUCAAGAAAACGGUGGACAAGGCUUCCAACAGCUUUCCAACGGAUGAGUGUAAUGUCCUUCAAGAAUUGAUGACCGAUGCUGCAGGAAUGGAACGCGUCCAUGAAACCCUUUCUGCUCUGCUCCACGUUGACGCCAACAAGGACAAUGACGAGAACAUGGAACAGUCCAAUCCCAUCGAGGAUGUUUGUUCAAACAUCAUUCAGAUGGUUUUCACUGAGUAUGUUGUGUCUGUAUUACUGCAAGUUGCAGUGCCGGAGGCCGUCUACGCAAAACGAAACGUUCUGCCGCAGUUCCUCACUGAAGCAUACUUUGCAGAGCAAGAACACUUCUCGCUGAAGCUCUUCCUGGAGAAAGCCAUGGAGAAAGAGGAUCCCCAACUGUUGAUCAUCCACACUAGAACGGAUGCAAAUGUCCACAGCAUCCCCUCCUUCAACACCUCCGAAGACCUUCCUGGGAGUCACCAAAGCAGUCGAGCCAUUGUCCGACAGCUUGUUUGUGCAGACGAUAAAAGUGUGGUCUGUGAACACAUGGACUCGCUCCCGAGUGAAUCUUCGUUUCGGAAAGCUGUAACAGACUGGAUCCAGGGUACCAAACGCGUGUUCCUGCUCCUUGUUGACAUGAGUGGAACCAACGCAACUGAUAAUGUGAACUACAUCAGAAUGUGUAUCGAACAGAACUCGCUAGGAGGCAAGAUAUUCCUCUUGCUUCUUCACUAUCCAUCAUCAAGCUCCCUGUCCUCUUCUUGCUACCCAGUCUUGUUCUUGGGUCAGUGGCGCCAUACGGUCUUGGAUGUUGUUGGGCAAUCCGGCCCACCACUGGCCUUAUCAGAGAGCAUUCGACUUGCCUGUGGCGGGAUACUAGGGGACAAGAAGGAACGUCCCCAUGACAAGCUAGUGGCUGCUCUGUCACAGAUGAUGCCAACGGUACUGUCACAUCUGGCAUCCAAAAAUAGACUGCUCUACAGGGGACAAGACUUGGGCCGAGCAUCAUGCGACCAAGGGACUUUCCUAUCGCGAUGGAACUUCUUGAAGGAUGUGUUAUCGACUCAAUUGGAGGAUGGCAACGUUGGAGACUCUCUGUGUCAGAAAUUUGUGACAUUUUGGUUUGACCAGGGUCUGGAGACCACUGUGCGGAUGGCCUGUAUCAGAUUGCAACGGGGUACCACACAGCUGUCGCUUAGUGCCUCGAUCCAAAGUGCAUUGCUCGAGGCACUUCACAAAUUCAUGGCAACCUCAAUGAAGGCAAUCAACACAUGGAGGAACGCCGACUUGUUGGGAUCAGGGAACAAGGAAGUCCUCAGCUUGUAUGGCACCAUUCUAAGAAAGUUGCCAGUUCCACCGUUUGCAGAACUGAUGCUCCUGCAAGAAAAUAGCACACAAGUGAGACCUAUGCCCUCAGUGAUGGAUUCUCCAACUGGUUCCUUUGUGCAAUUCCCAUUUUUCUACGACAUCUCAAACUCAGUUGAGGAAACAAUGGAGAUGUCAGCUGGAUUACUCGCGGAGAAUGCCUCGGGCAACAUAAGCCACAGGGCACUGUACACAUCGACCAUGAAAGAGCUUUCAAACAAGGCUAACCGAUCCGAAGGGAAUUCUACAAGGGCAGUUGUCGAGUCAGUUGUGAAUUCAGUUGCCGACUCUGACGAGCUUUUCGAAAGGUAUCUGAGGCAGUUUAUUGCGUGGAAAACUGGCAUUCAGGCGAACCCAUACAUCAUGACAUGGCUGGUUGAUGCCGUUGAGAAAAUGCGUGGUGACUGCAGUCUUGUUGCUGUGCACUGUUUUGCUCGCUGUUUCAAGAUUGACUUGAUGAAGGCUGCCUCAUGGUCCAUCGCGGCAGUAAGAAACCCUCGACUCUGCCCAGAAGCAGAGGGUGAUAUCAAGGAGUUGUCGCAGUGGCCGAUGCACCUGUUGAUGCAUUCCUUGCAACGACUCCAAGACACGGUCACUGCAGGGGUUGCGGACAAGGAUAGAGAUGCCUGGUGCUCGGAUUUCUCUGCCCUCCUGAACCAUUGCAGUGUCGUUGACCAUGUAAAUGAUGAAAUUGCAUGCCGCAUCCGAAUCUUGCACAUUUUUAAUGUCCUGUUUCGGCUUCCAACGCGAAACACGGAGAUCGAGGCCACUGUAUUGGAAAGAUUUUGGGCCCGACAGGCUACUCAAGUCCAAACACCUUCACUUGCCGUUCUUUUUGACUUAAUCGACGGGAGCCGAAGUCUUGAAGAGGCUGUUUUGUGGCAGUUCUUCUCUCCAUCUGGAAUGGCGGCCAAAGAAGAAUUCUUUGUGGAAGACUUCAGCACCCUUCUUGACCUAUUGGAAGAGGGCAAGCUGCAACAUCACUCUCACCAGUGGAAGGUGUCACUAUUACGGAGGGCCUGUACAGUAAUCGGGGGCCAAGACAAAGGCAUAGCCUCUAACCAGCAACUUGGAUUGCCGCUGGCAGCACUCCGCAUCUUGAACGCCAAGGUCGCUCUGGUGUGUGAACCAGCGGUGUUUUCGGAAGGAGGGACAAGACGGACAUUUCCGCAUUACGUACCGCAGUGGCUCCGGCACGAGGAUGACCUUGAGAAUGGGAAGGAUGGUUCCGAGCGGCAUGGCUUCUUUUCGAACUACAAGCACUCUUUCACUGGCAUUCUCGCAGAAGUAGCAUUCGACAUGGUGCUUGGAAUUCUUUUGCGUCGCAACUUUGACUCAUCUUCAGUGCACAUGCUUCAAGUUCUUCAAGUGAGUAUCAGCGAAGAAGAACAACUGACUCAACAAGAUCAUGUGAGAUUGUCCCGAUCGCAGCGGGGUCACAUGGGAGAUCCAUCGAGAAACGAAUCUUUGGUGGGAACCGCACUAGCUGCAAUGAUAGCAGAUGCUCUUACAAUAUGCUUUGUCGCCGCAUUGGCACGUGAUAUCGCUGUCGAGUCGGAGGGAGGGUUGGCGUUGCAAGAACCAUACGAUGAAAUAUGCAAGCCGAUCUUGGAGCAAAUCAUGUCAAUACCACAAGUCAGCUUUGUUGAUUUCUUCUUCUCUCUCCUGAUCCGUCGAAGCGAAAGCCGGUUGAUGAAUUUACUGGGGGCUGGCGGCUUGCUGCACGAUCUUGACUUCACUUUGCCAAUGCGUCAAGGUAUGCCCGCCGUGGUAGCCAACCAACGGACUACUCUGCAGAACGCAGAGGCCGCCCUGCAAGAGGCUCUCGAGGACGAACAACGCAAAUCGCAGGACCUAAAAACGUGUCCUCACCAAGACUGCAGACGUCCCUUUGCGGUGCUCGUUAGGGCGUGUGGACAAUUCACUUGUGGACGUGACUACCACACUGCGAUCGGCAGUGAAGGCGCUUAUGGAUGCGGUCGUAACUUUCAGGUCGAUACCGCACCAAACUACAGGGUCGAUGAAGAAAGAUUAGCUCCCCUUCGGAGGAAUGUCGAGGCCCAACGUGCGCAGCUGGCGAGUUUACAGAGAGGUGCAACGAGUUGGCGACGAGCACGAGAAUUUGAGGUUCCCCAAUACCUUUUCUUUGUAGAAAGAGCCCCGUCUGGACCAAGUCUUGUUCCAUCAGUAGCCAUCCUUGAGACUUGCUCUGACACCGAUGACGCUUCGAAAGUGGUUCGAGUGUUCUUGAAUGGGGCAAAGCUGGUAGAACAAUUGGAUCUUCUACCUGACUUGAUUGAGCUCUAUCUAUGGCUUCAUUCCGUUUUUGGCCAGAUCUUGUCAAAGGCAGAAGCCCUGGAACGUGCGAUGGGAGACGUUAUGGAAGAAUCGAGACUCCUCCGUCGUUUUGAUUCAAUUCACGCUAGGCACAUGACGUCUCUUUGGGGCCGAGUUGUCAAAGGGGCUAACCAAUUGCUGGAGCAGAUGGACAACAAGGCACUUUGGAACUGCACAGAAAUUGAUAUCCCGUUCACGAGGAUAGAGGGUGCGGCUAUCUUUGCUCUUCUCAGUGAAGGGAGCGACCCGCUCGAUGGAGGAUGCGACUUCCUCUUUCUCAUGAUCAACGAGAUCGUUACAAAGUACAAUAGGUAUGUCCAGCAACUCUCUGAAUUGAAGCUUCCUGGUACCCUUCGAAAUGAAUUUGUCGACCGAGUCAUCCAUCCCAAGUUCUUGAUGGCAGGAAGCGGCGGCGCUGCGGUCAUAAACCGUUCAACCGCAAUGUCAAGCCUUGAACUUGACACGCUCGUCGAGAGCGUCUGGAACAGAGACCUUGCAGCGUUUGAACCGAAUCGCUUGGUCCAAUCUCUCGCGGUCGAGGCUAGCCUUUGUCAGUCACCGCCUGCUAUCCUGAAUCCUCUUCGGCACCUCCGCGAAGAGUUUGUUUUUCGAACAGAUCGCAAGUCACAAGGCGCAAAGGACACUGAUUGCGCAGACAUUUUCAGGGAUUUAGUGGACGGCACACACUUUGCUCGGGAACAAGAUCUUCGCUUGGUCUGCGACGUUCGCGAAGAGCUUCAUGCUGCUCUUGGGGACAAUGCAAAUGAUAGCUCAAUUCGCCCUGCACUUUGUUCUGAGCUGCAUAAGGAACUUGACAGUCACCAGAAAACCAUUGGCUUUCUCGGUGGCCUGCGCAACUUGCUUGGUUUGUUCUCGCCCGACAGCAGAGAUGGCGCAGGGCAAUUCGAAGAAGCACUUGGUGGAGUUGGCGGCAGCAACCGAGCAAGUAGCACACAACCUUCCCGGAACGAACAGAUGAAGGAGAUUGGCUUCCCAGACUUGAGUCCAAGCACGAUGGACAUUCUUCUUGCCCUGAACAAGCCUCAAAUUGUUGAAUUGGUUCGAUUCCUCAACUUUCAUCUUGCCUCGGAAGGGUACUUGUACUCUGACCUGCCGGUAUACCUUGUGGAUCCUUUGUCACGAGAGGCUAUUCUUGCUAUGGUUGCAUCGAUGCAAGACUUUUGCGAAGAAAAUGGUGUGCAACGCGCCUUGUCUUGCUUGAAGGAGUUUGUCGGAGACGUGCUGAUUCUGUACGAGAACUUGCUUGUGGAGGAAGCUGGACUGCACACAAAGUCGUUGAAAGAGUAUCUCCAGGAGAACAACUUUUGCGGAACCGAGGAUCCAAUCUUUGUGCUGCUUCCAAACGAAAUUCACUUGCAGAACUACGUUUCCUUACGCCAGCAUUUGCAGCAAGCGGAGCUUUCCCUUCAGCAUCAGUUGCUUGCCUCCUCGACAGUAGAAGGUCAAGACCUUCACCGUGAAUACCACAGUGAAGCAUCCGGCUGUUGUCGGUUGUCAGCAGGAGAGUGCUUGCUGUGGCAACCUGAAGGAGAAAUCGUGGUCGAGCCGCUUCCAAUUCGAAACACGAAAGGCGGCCUGUGGUUUUUGGACUGUCCCACCAUUGAUGUGGCUUCUGACAGGGCUAAACACGCUGGAGCCUCGACGGUGAUCGACGACGACGCAUUGGCGCGGCGCAUUCAGCGAUGGUGGCGCCGAAUCAAGCAGAGCAGGAAUCCAUUUCGGAUGGACAUUGAGAUGCAAGGAGAAGAAGAAUUCUAUGAUACUCUGUCGCACGAAGAUGAAAUGGAAGAGGACGAAGAGGAAUUCUUCGAUUAUGAUGAAGAAGGAAUCCCAAUGGAUGACAACCAAGUCGAAGCUGUAGGAGAGGACGUGGCCGAGAAUGGUGAAGCCAAGGCUAUUGAUGCACUGGCCAAUCCAGCACCCCCAACAAUCAGUGCUAUGGAAGAGUGGCUGGAGCAACACAAACUUCCUCGCAAGGUGAUCGAAGACUUGAUUGAAUUGGGUGCCACCACCAUUGAAGAUGUCAAAAUGGUGGUAGAGGACGAGGAAAUGAUUGGCGCCUUCAAGAAGUUGGAUCAAAAGAAGCUCCGCAUGGCUGUCAAGAAUCUCUAACUAGCUAGCUACCUUGGAGAUACCGGUAGCUAGAUACAAUCUAAAAGAUCUCAGUAAUCUCAGUUGCAUUACCGUC
Molecule: messenger RNA, 16158 nt
Organism: Seminavis robusta
Lineage: Eukaryota; Bacillariophyta; Bacillariophyceae; Naviculales; Naviculaceae
Source: the annotation of a GenBank genome assembly